AAUAUAAAAGCAAUGAGCGUGGGGAGCGACUUUCACUCUACUCGUCGAUAGCAUUCAAUAUGGGCUUGAAAUUUUUGCUUGUGCUGUCUCUUUUGUUCUUAUGCACUUCUCAAGGCAAUGCAGGAGGUCAGAAGCGACAAGGAGGCUCCAUAGCUGACUCACUACCACAACCAAAAAUACCAUCAAUCCGGAACUGCGUUUGGGAGGAGGACCUCUGCAAUCGUGCUCGGCCACUGUACAUCGACCCUGACACGAAUGAUGGACCCUACUCCGUCCUGUACCCUCCGAGCGGUGAAUGCUCUACUAAAGUCGCCAAAUGUGCUCAGAUGAUUGUGCCCAAUGGAAAAAAGGUGAUCGUUGCGUGCACUGGGAAGAAUAGUGAGCUAUUGCGGCGCAAGUCAACAUACGCUGAAGCCACGUGCCUCAAUGGACGCUUUGUCGACUCGCCAGGUCAGAGAGUGGUCAACACACCUAUCGUUGAAGAUUCAUGCACCAAAGAGCAGAAAGUCGAAUUUUCGGAGAUCCAACAAGCCAAUAAUCUGAUAAGGCCAUUUCUUCUUUCUUUUGAGGUGAAGGGACAGCGAAAUUUCAAAGUGAAAAUCCUGGACGGAAUUAUUGACGAGAACUGGAACGCCAUUUUCACUCGAGCAACCCAGCAACCGUCUGUGAACAGCGUGGCUUGCCCAGACAGAAAGGACAAUUUCGUCACUUUCAGCAAAUUUAGCAGUGACGUUGCCGCCAGUUACGGAGACAAUGUUUGGUAUAAAAAUGUGAUGAAGUCCACCUGUCACCUGAGUGACAAGCAGGUAGCCUCUUUAACCCAAGGAGAGGUUAUAUCGCAAAUGUAUCCGUCCCGUGGGUCAUCGGCACUGGACGCCAAGAAAAAGUAUUCCUUCCGACUUAUCAAGGGGCACCUCACGGCCAACAGAGAUUUCUCUUUCAAGUACCACCAAGAUGCGACAUUCACCUACUACAACGUGGCACCUCAGUGGCAAAGUGUCAACGUCGGCCCUUGGUCUGUCGUUGAGGAUAAAGUCCGAAAAGCAGCAGAGCUGGCAGGAGAGAUGAUAAAUGUAAUCACCGGGACCCACGGUGACCUGUGUUUGCCCAUGAACUGCGGGAUAGACCAAAAUAACAACAACGCAAACUGUGUCAAUGUUACAACAUUUGAAGGAAGCUACCGUCUCCCGAAACUGUUCUGGAAAUUGUACUACAAGGCAAGGGAAUCUAUAAACCAGGCCACAGUGCUGGUUGUAUUCAAUACUUUGAACACCGAUUCCCUCCAGGCUGAUAAGACUUACAACGACGUGAUCAAAAAAUGUGAAUCGCUUCCGGGCGCAGUGUACCAAUGUCAAUUUACAAAAUUCAAGGAUAUCUACCGCGACAAUGCGAGUGCUCGCGCAGAUUUGGAACGAUUGAUUGGAAAUUUACAAUAAUUUUUUAAAUCGUUAUGUGCCUCGUGCCUCUGAAAAUUAAAACUAUCUUUCGAUAAAAAGCGACCAAUACUACAAAUAGAUAAAUAUUUUUAAAUGUGAAACAAACUAUUUUAAAUAAAUUUUUACCCCAAAAAA
Cloeon dipterum is the source of this 1571-nucleotide messenger RNA. RefSeq lists its product as uncharacterized. Bases 60 to 1436 code for a protein of 458 amino acids. Gene Ontology annotation, molecular function: single-stranded DNA endonuclease activity; RNA endonuclease activity; nucleic acid binding. The record is from RefSeq and is a predicted model, not a curated record. Lineage: Eukaryota; Metazoa; Arthropoda; Insecta; Ephemeroptera; Baetidae. Gene Ontology annotation, biological process: apoptotic DNA fragmentation. The transcript is spliced from 3 exons. Gene Ontology annotation, cellular component: mitochondrial inner membrane; nucleus.